Molecule: messenger RNA, 1662 nt
Organism: Aspergillus pseudotamarii
Lineage: Eukaryota; Fungi; Ascomycota; Eurotiomycetes; Eurotiales; Aspergillaceae
Product: pectin lyase fold/virulence factor
Exons: 4
Coding region: 1-1662 (553 amino acids)
Biological process (GO): carbohydrate metabolic process
Molecular function (GO): polygalacturonase activity
Source: RefSeq, a predicted model, not a curated record
AUGCGUUCUGUAUCAUUCCUUCUAUGGGGUCUGGCACCUCUCCUUGCAUCCGCCCAACUCACUGGCAGAGUCGGGCCCCUCAAGUCAGCGGCUGAGAAAGCCGCCUACAAAACAUGUAAUGUCCUUGACUACGGAGCAGUUGCCGACUUAUCAACCGAUAUCGGUGAGCCAUUACUCGACGCUUUUGCAGAUUGCAAUGGCGGUGGUCUGGUGUAUGUUCCCGAAGGCGAGUAUGCCUUGUCUACCUGGGCGCUCUUCGAUAAAGGAAAGUCCUGGGCUCUGCAACUCGACGGAGUAAUUUACCGCAAUGGAACCGAUGGCGGCAAUAUGAUAACGUUUGAGCAUACAAGCGAUUUUGAGAUGUUCAGCAGUAACGGAAAGGGUGCGAUUCAGGGACUCGGGUAUGAGUUCCGUAAUACGGGAAAAUCCACGAAUACCAGGAUUAUGAGGUUGCAGAAGGUCUCCUCCUUUGCUGUUCAUGAUAUUAUCCUUGUUGAUUCUCCAGCUUUCCAUAUGUCGCUUGACACUGUGUCAGAUGGUGAGGUAUACAACGUUGUGGUUCGCGGAGGCAAUUCUGGUGGGCUAGAUGGUAUCGAUGUGUGGGGUGAGAAUGUCUGGGUCCAUGAUGUUGAAAUCACCAACAAAGAUGAAUGUGUGACCGUGAAGAAUCCAUCCCAUAACCUGUUAAUCGAGAACGUCUACUGCAACUGGAGUGGAGGUUGUGCAAUUGGAUCCAUUACCGCAGGCACUAAUAUCACGGACAUCGUCUACCGCAACGUGUACACUCAUUCGUCCAACCAGAUGUUUAUGAUCAAGAGUAACGGAGGUGAUGGAUACGUGAGGAAUCUCGCUCUGGAGAACUUUAUCGGCCACAACAAUGCCUAUUCCCUUGACAUCGACAGCGCCUGGAGCAAUAUUGACACGGCUGAUGGAGAUGGCGUUGAGUUUUCAAACAUUACCGUAUCCAACUGGAAGGGCACAGAAGCGGAUGGUGCGCAACGUGGUCCGAUCAAGAUCCUCUGCCCUGAUGACAAUCCUUGCUAUGAUAUCACAAUCAAGGACUUUGUCAUGUGGACAGAAACCGGAGACAGCCAGACAUAUUUCUGCCAGAGCGCUUAUGGAGACGGACACUGUCUCCAAGACGGUGAUGAUCUGAAAGCGUAUACUACAACAUUGACUGCUACUAGCGCACCGACCGGCUACGCAGCACCUACAAUGAAGGAGGAUCUUUCCGAAGGGAUGGCCUUGAACACAUCUAUUGCGAUUCCUACUAUCCCUGCUUCCUUUUUCCCUGGUGUGACGCCAUACAGCCGCAUCGCAAGCGGCAGCUCAGGUGUUGUAACUCCCAGCUCCAGUCUGGCAUCCCCCUCGGCUUCUGCAACGCCCAGCUCGGGCUUUAUCACAUGGAGUUCUUCCGUUCGUGCCUCAUCAUCGUCGAGGCCUGUCAGCUCCCCUUCCUUCACUAAAGUGAGCCCUUCUUCCUCUUGGACAAGGACUACAGGAACGGCCACUUCAGCUGCUACAACUGACGCGCAGCCCACCAUCCCUGUCGAAAAGCAGCCGUCCCUUGACACUGAAGUGAUUGGAAAGUGUGGUUUUGCCCCACCUCCUAAGCAGGGAGGCCACCACCAGGUACACCAUCAUUCCCCUCACCACCAUUGA